UUCUCAGGAUGGCAAGGGAAAACGUCGAAGGGCGUAAGAAUACGACGGAGGUAUACGUCGCUAGCAGGUGCACAACGCAGGGAAAUCACAAAUACGGGAGGAAUGAUGCCAUAGCAUAUGGUGUUUUCCCGUUUCAAACAGCAGAAGACACGUCCGCCAGAAACUGUAACCUUGUGCUUUCCCUAUAAUAAUGUCACGAGCGCGUACCAUCUGCUGACCUUCCUUCUCCAGAGUGACUGCGGUCUCUGUGUAUAGAAGCCAUUCACUCUUACUACCAACAAAAUGUCAGGCACCUACACACCAGCCCCUGGUGGGCCAUUCUCUGCUCUCACCCCGAGCAUGUGGCCUCAGGACAUUUUGGCAAAGUACCAUCAAAAAGACUCCUCAGAACAGCCUGAACCACAAUAUGAUGAGUUUGGCUUCAGAAUGGACACUGAAGACGGUGUGGAGCCCAGGUCCUGGCUGGGCAGCGAAGGUUCGCCCCAGCGUGAAGACCCCCAGCAGCGAUUGCGUUGGCAAGCCCACCUGGAGUUCACCCACAACCACACAGUGGGUGACCUGACCUGGGAGCUCAUUGAUCCUGUCCUUCCACGCUCUGAGCGUCUGCGUUCACUGGUGCUAGGGGGCAUACCUCACAGCAUGAGGCCACAGCUUUGGAUGCGUCUGUCUGGAGCACUGCAGAAGAAGAGGACUUCUGAGAUCUCCUACAGAGAAAUCAUCAAGAACAGCUCCAAUGAGGACUCCACCACAGCGAAACAGAUAGAGAAGGACCUGUUACGGACGAUGCCAACCAAUGCUUGUUUCAGUAGUUUGACCAGUGUUGGAGUGCCAAGGCUGAGGCGGGUACUGAGAGGCCUAGCCUGGCUCUACCCAGACAUUGGGUACUGUCAGGGUACUGGCAUGGUGGUUUCCUGUCUGCUGCUCUUUCUUGAGGAGGAGGAUGUACUAUGGAUGAUGUGUGCCCUAAUCGAAGACCUCCUUCCUCCGUCCUACUUCUCCUCCACUCUGCUGGGCGUCCAAACAGACCAGAGGGUUCUCCGCCAGCUCAUUGUUCAGUACCUGCCAGCCCUCGACCGCCUUCUGCAGGAGCAUGACAUAGAGCUGUCGCUGAUCACACUCCAUUGGUUCCUGACAUCAUUUGCCAGUGUGGUGGACAUCCGUCUGCUCCUGAGGAUCUGGGAUCUCCUCUUCUACCAAGGAUCAUUGGUGCUCUUCCAGGUCACACUGGGCAUGCUCAAGAUCAAGGAGGAGGAGCUUGUAUCAUCAGAGAACUCUGCUUCCAUUUUUAAUACUCUGUCGGACUUGCCAAGCCAGCUGAGAGAUGGGCCUGCAGUUCUUGGGGAAGCUAUGAGGCUAGCAGGGACGCUGUCCCAGGAAAGUCUGGAGGCCCACCGACACAAGCACCUGGCUUAUAUCCUAAAUGAACAGGCACAGCUCAACAAUGGAAACAACACAACACUCAGCACAAAUCUCAACAAGGUGGUGAGGAGACAGUCCCUGCGCAGGAAGUCCACCUUGAGUUCCCUGCUGUUUGGGGAGGAUGAGGCAGAGGCUCUGAAGUCCAAGAACAUUAAGCAGACAGAGCUGGUGGCUGCCCUGCGAGAGGCCAUAGCCCGCACUGCAGAACACUUCCACUGUUUGGACCCAAGUCACUCCAGUACUGACCUGACUCCUGACUACUCCAUGGAGAGCCACCAGCGAGAUCAUGAAAAUUUCCUUGUUGUAUCCCGCAACCGACGGAGACGGGCAAAGGCUUUGCUGGACUUUGAGCGACACGAUGACGAUGAACUUGGCUUCCGAAAGAAUGACAUCAUCACUAUCAUCUCACAGAAGGAUGAACACUGCUGGGUAGGAGAACUUAAUGGCCUCAGAGGCUGGUUUCCAGCAAAGUUUGUGGAGAUCCUAGACGAAAGAAGCAAAGAGUACUCGUUAGCAGGUGAUGACGCUGUGACAGAGGCAGUGACAGACCUGGCCAGGGGCACACUGUGUCCAGCCCUAAAGGCCAUCUUUCAGCACGGUCUCAAGAAACCGUCUAUACUGGGAGGGCCCUGUCACCCUUGGUUAUUCAUAGAAGAGGCAGCCAGUAGAGAGGUGGAGAGGGACUUCAAUUCUGUCUACUCAAGGCUGGUGCUGUGUAAAACCUACAGGUUGGAUGAAGAUGGGAAAGUACUAACACCAGAGGAGCUGCUGUACAGAGCGGUGCAGUCAGUCAACAUGAGCCACGACUCGGCGCAUGCUCAGAUGGAUGUCAAGUUUAGGUCUCUUGUCUGCGUCGGCCUCAAUGAGCAGGUGCUGCACUUAUGGAUGGAGGUGUUGUGUUCCAGCAUGGCUGUUGUAGAGAAAUGGUAUCAUCCCUGGUCUUUCCUUCGUAGUCCUGGAUGGGUACAGAUCAAGUGUGAGCUCAGGGUGCUAUCAAAGUUUGCCUUCAGUCUCUCCCAGGAUUGCGAGCUACCUGACAAGAAAGAGGAAAAGGAGCAGAGACCAUUGAAAGAGGGAGUGCAGGACAUGUUGGUGAAACAUCACCUCUUCAGCUGGGACAUUGACGGCUAGACACACAACAAAAACACAGCUGAAUCCCACCCCGUCCUAUGCGUCUUGUGUAUAGUUGAUGUCUUUUCACUUGUUUCUUACAGACUGUCAAUCAUAUAUUAGACGCUACAGUUAGUGACUACUUCACAGACCCUAUCUGUCACAUCACCUUUUCAGCGUUACACAAUGGUGACAGCCUAAUGAUGAUGACUCUGCAACCCUUACGGCACCAUAAAGGUCAACUGGUUUGUAAGAGGUGAAGCGUGUGUGCAUAAAGGUGCAUACUUUUAUUUUUAUUCAGACCCACUAUAGGAGGUUUCACUUCUUAUUUAAAACUAUAUGAAGUUAUACAAGUAAAACACUCUUCUAGUACAGAAUAGUCUGUACACACUGGACUGGAACACUUGAGUAUUUGUUAAGUACUGACUACACUGGCUGUUCAGCUUUUUAUAGCUGAUUUUGUGCUUUGUGCAGGAGUGAGGCAUGUAGUGCAUUCUCUUUCACUGGUUGUGUGUCUAUGUUAAAUGCAGCAUCAAGUGAUCACUAACACUGGGCCUUUUAACAUGGUCCUAAAUUCCACAUUACGCUGUAAAUUCUCAAAAUUAAGACCAAAACGGAACAUUCUUAAACAUUGAGCUGUAGAGUUAUAACUUAUUUUUGAGAGGAAUGCUGCUUACCUCAUUAUCACGAAUUCCCAAAAAUAUUUCAUCAAAUACUAAUGUUGCACACGCCAAGAAAAGCCUUUUCAAAUUAUGAUACCAGACUAUGGGUGUGUGUGCUACCUUAUCAGUGGUAGUGUGUAGUCUGCACUUGUAUGACAUAGUGUAAAUGAAGCAGAUUAAUACUUUUUGUGUUACAAUCUACUUUAAAUGUUACAUAAAUAUAAAUAAUAUAUAUAUAUAGAGAAUUUGUAAUGUUUUUGUGUAUAAAGUAAACACAUCUGUCAUUUGUAACUACAUGUAUCCUUGCAAGCUAAAGCAACUCAACAUAGGACUAAACCAUUACCACCUUUCAGUUUCCAACUUUAAACUGCACAUACUUCAGCAAACUGGGAUUUCUGUUACUAAUUCAAACUGUGGACCAUGCUUGACAAUGCUAGACUGCAAGUGUGGCCUUUGAAAGGUUGAUGUUAAGAGAACUGAAUUAUUUUGUGAUAAAACGGCAAACUAAAGUUUAUGUUCACUUGUUGCAUUUUUAGCUGGUCAGUUUUGGGGUACUUACUGAAUACAGUAGGAACAAUGUUGUUGUAUUGGUUGUAAUUCUUGGCAAGCUAAUUGGAUCUUGCAGGUGUAAAGCUUGAAACUGUCAUGUCAUGUCAUUUUUUUUUACUUUUCAUUGUUUUCUGUAACUUUCCCAUGUGCAGAAAACACAAUUGGUUUAGUUUCUGGUUUUACAUGAUUGUAGCUAUUGUAGCCUGUGUGAAUCACAAUAUACUGAUCAGCACUCAAAAUACAGAAGAAUAUUCUGCUGUCUGGUGUUUACUCACAGAAAAUCCAGCCAACAGUUCCCACUGUGCUCCUGUAACAUUUAGACUACAAUAUUUCCUAGCCUUACUGUACAGACAAGGAGUGACAGUAUAUUUGAGAAAAAGAACAUGAGAAAUAUUGAAAAGCUACCCCUUCUGCUAAAAUAUUUUUUCACACCAACAGAUUUUUUUAAGAAGAAAACUCAACUCAGAAACUUGAGGUGAUGCACACGUGGAAAAAGAAGCACUGUUGAAAAGUUCAGUAAAGCCUGUUUAUUAAUGGUCAGUUUUUUAGCGGCAAAGUGUGUUUUUUUUGUUUGUGUUUUUAAAUGUCACAAUGUGUUAACAGCAACAGGCCUUAACGCAUGGGGUACCAGACAAGUUACAAGUAGCACUGCAAGUACUGCAUGUCUUUCAAAUCAUGAGCAACUGCUGGAGUGACAAGAUCAUGUGCUGUAUUUGUUUGUACUAUCACUAUUGGUAUAAGGUGUGUAGAUGGAGGACUGACAGUGGAAGCAUGACAGAUACUACUGAAUCUAAAAGCGCAGAUGAGAGUAGGUGGAAAGAUCCAAGACCAUCCAAAAGUCAACGUUCUGCAUGUAUGCCAAAUAAAUAACUGACAAUUAUAAAAUGUAA
Messenger RNA from Seriola aureovittata, 4630 nucleotides. RefSeq names its product small G protein signaling modulator 3 (gene sgsm3). Gene Ontology annotation, molecular function: protein binding. Lineage: Eukaryota; Metazoa; Chordata; Actinopteri; Carangiformes; Carangidae. The record is from RefSeq and is a predicted model, not a curated record. The transcript has 21 exons. Bases 283 to 2550 code for a protein of 755 amino acids.